Messenger RNA from Andrographis paniculata, 2145 nucleotides. RefSeq names its product serine/threonine-protein kinase PBL34-like. Gene Ontology annotation, biological process: protein phosphorylation. The record is from RefSeq and is a predicted model, not a curated record. Bases 335 to 1807 code for a protein of 490 amino acids. Lineage: Eukaryota; Viridiplantae; Streptophyta; Magnoliopsida; Lamiales; Acanthaceae. Gene Ontology annotation, molecular function: protein kinase activity; ATP binding. The transcript is spliced from 7 exons.
CUCUCUCUCUAGCACGCACAGAUAGAUAUACACGUCAUUCACAUUUGCCCUUACCGAGUGAGAGCUUUGUUCCUUUGUUUGUCCUCGAGAACCAGCGCUACGCCUGUGUCCGUUUCUGGAAACAGACAUAUUCUCUCUCAACAAAUCCUCUCUCUCUCUCUCUAGAAAUUCGAAUGACUGUUUUCAGUGUGAGUGUCUGAAGGGUUCUUCGUGAAUUGCUGUUUUUUGACACCCCACAUUGUAAUUUCUUACUUUGAUUCGAUUCUUUCGCAUGUUCAAACAUUUUGGAUUCUCAAUCAAAUCUUAGAUUUUAAUUCUAGCUAGGGUUUGAAGAAUGAGGCAGAGGCGACACUGUCCGGAAGCUGCUGCUGCUGCCAUGGAUGCCCCAAAUUCGAAAUCGAAGAAAAGCAGUAGUGAUGAUGAUGACGAUAAUGUUGGCUGUUGGUUUUUCAGAUCUUUUGGAUGCUUGUCUGGAAAGAUUAAUGGCGACAAUGGCGUUAGUGGGACAACUUCUAUAAAUGAAAGUAAAUAUACGAACGAUUCGAGCAACGAGCAGCAGCCGGUCGCUCCGGUCGUGUCGUCGUCGACGACCAGCAACGGCGAGAGUAAUCCAUCGACGGUAAACAUAAGCGAAGAGUUGAAAAUAUCGUCUCAGCUACGGAACUUCACCUAUAACGAAUUGAAAUUAGCGGCGAGGAAUUUUAGGCCUGAUUGUCUCCUCGGCGAGGGCGGGUUCGGCUGCGUUUACAAAGGUUGGGUUAACGAGAUGAGCAGCGCACCGGUGAAACCCGGCACGGGACUUACCGUCGCCGUAAAGACUCUAAAUCAUGACGGGCUUCAAGGACACAAAGAAUGGCUCGCUGAAGUGAAUUAUCUCGGCGAACUCGUACACCCGAAUCUCGUCAAAUUGAUCGGAUAUUGUAUCGAGGAUGACCAAAGGCUUCUCGUCUAUGAAUUCAUGCCCCGCGGAAGCUUAGAGAAUCACUUGUUUAAGAGAUCGCUACCCCUUCCUUGGCCAAUAAGGAUGAAAAUCGCGUUGGGCGCGGCGAAAGGGCUCGCGUUUCUUCACGAAGAAGCGAAGAGGCCCGUUAUAUAUCGAGAUUUCAAGACGUCGAAUAUUUUGCUGGACGUGGAUUACAAUGCGAAGCUUUCCGACUUUGGACUUGCAAAAGACGGCCCCGAAGGGGACAAAACGCACGUCUCGACUCGUGUAAUGGGAACAUACGGUUACGCCGCGCCCGAGUAUGUUAUGACGGGACAUCUUACGGCGAAGAGCGACGUGUACAGUUUCGGAGUGGUUUUACUCGAGCUGCUGACGGGGCGGAGAUCGAUGGACAAAACCAGACGGAACGGCGAGCAUAACCUCGUCGAAUGGGCGCGCCCAUUUCUCCGCGAGCGUCGACGGUUCUACAGGCUCGUCGAUCCUCGGCUCGAGGGACGUUUUUCGAUCAGAGGCGCCCAGCAGGCUGUCCAGCUGGCGGCUCGUUGCCUUAGCCGCGAGGCGAAAAUCAGACCCGCGAUGAGUGAGAUUGUUGAAGCUCUUGAGCCGUUGCCGUCGCUCACCGAUAUGGCGUGCGCGUCGUCGCAAUUUCAGGCCUUACAGGCGGCCCGACCGGGCGGGAACCCGAGAAACGGGGUGCGGAUUCAGACAGGGUUGACAAGGAACGGACAGUUUAGUCUUAGCCCGUCUUUGUCGAGGAGGAACGGGAACGAAGCUUCGCCGCACAAUCGAACGGCUGCGUCAUCGAUGACGAUGAUGCAGUCGCCUAAAGUUGUUGUCGAGAAGCCCAUUGUCGAGACGCCGUGAUUGAUCGAGGUUUGUCGAUGAUUGAUCGUUCGUUUUUUCGGUUUCGGUUUCGAUUUGCAGACGUGAAACUCUAUGGAAGCCGUAGAGAAAAAUUGUUCGUUCUUAUAUAUAUAGUGUAGAAGAGCUGAUGAACAUUUUAAUUGAAUUGAAUUGAAGCUGAAAUUAAUUGCGUUUUAUUCGGGCCAUAUAUUAUAUAUUUAUCCAUAUAUCAAUAUAUUUAUAAUAUAAUUGAUCACCACUAUAAGCAUACAAUCAGUUCGUAUUAGGUUAGUUUAUUUAUUAUAUUUACGGUAGUUUUUGCUAUUUGAUACUCCCUCCCUCCCGUAAAAAAUCUAAUU